GAUCAAUAAAACCACAAUUACCAAAUAUAUAAACCAUAUGUGUUUGUAUGGUUGUCAAAUAGAAUAACUCCCAAGAACUCAAGAAGACAAGAACAACCAGCCAUGGCUGCUUGCAAUAUCAAAGCAAUUCAGGUGAAUUGUUGUGCUCAAAAACCUUCUUCAAUCACCACCUUUGAACAAUUCAAGAACCAACUCUUAUCAUCUUUCAAGCCGUUCAUCGGUGACUUGCAGAAACUUCCCAUAAAAUUACCAGCUCCUCAUUCCAUCAUCAAGAAAACUUCAAUAGAAUUACUCCACACUUUUACGGACUCGGUGUUCCAGUUCAUCGAUCAUGAGUCACUCCCAUCUCAGAGUAACUUCGGUCCGGUGGAAGAGAUAGGAGAACCCAUUUACAUCAAUGAUGUACAAGGAACAAUCCCAAGUGAUUUUCCGGAUGGUGUUUACAUAAGAAAUGGCCCAAAUCCUCUUUUUGGAGGAUUUAAAUCAACAAAAUCAAUGUUUGGGAGAUCAAGUCAUAUAUGGGUAGAAGGAGAAGGAAUGCUUCAUGCUUUGUAUUUCAAGAAAGAAAGUGAUGGUAAAUGGAGUAUUUCUUAUAAGAAUAAGCAUGUCGAAACAGAAACAUUAAAGAUGGAGAAACAAAGAAACACACCCUCUUUUCUUCCUGCUAUUGAAGGCGAUUCUCCGGCUAUUUUAUCAGCUUAUUUGCUCAACUUUUUGAGAUUUGGGACUGUCAACAAACUGUUGAGCAAUACUAGUGUUUUUGAGCAUUCGGGCAAGUUUUACGCAGCUGCUGAGAACCAUUUGCCUCAAGAGAUUGACAUUCAAACACUCAACACACUUGGGAAUUGGGAUGUCAAUGGAUCUUGGAAUCGACCAUUUACAGCACACCCAAAGAAAGUUCCAGGUUCUGGGGAGCUUGUAACAAUGGGAGUAAAUGCAAUGAAACCUUUCUUUGAGAUAGGAGUCAUUUCAGAAGACGAAAGCAAACUAGUUCACAAAGCAGAUUUAAAAUUCGAAAGGUGUAGCCUUUGCCAUGAUAUUGGUGUUACAAUGAGAUACAAUGUUAUACUCGAUUUCCCAUUAACCAUUGACAUAAAAAGACUCGUAAAUGGAGGCCCAUUGAUAAAGUACGAUAAAGUGGACUACGCCAGGAUUGGAGUGAUGCCACGUUAUGGCGAUGCUGAUAGUGUUAGGUGGUUUCAAGUGGAACCAUGUUGUGUGUUUCAUAUCAUCAAUACUUAUGAGGACGGCGAUGAGGUAAUCUUAUGGGCAUUUAGAGCAAUGGAGUCGAUUAUACCAGGACCUGAUUUCGGGUUGAACAAGUUUGAGUGGUUCUCAAGCCGUUUCAAGAAUGAUUGUCACACAAACUGCGAUGAAUCAUUCUUCUCACGAGCAUAUGAAUGGAGAUUAAACAUGAAAACCGGAGAAGUGAAAGAAAGAUUUCUGACAGGAAAAUUAGAUUCAAUGGAUUUUCCAAUGAUCAAUGAAAACUUAACAGGUUUUAAAAACAAAUAUGGGUUUGCCCAAACUGUUGAUUUGGAUGCAAGCUCCUUUGCAGGCAUGCCAAAAUAUGGAGGACUUGCAAAGUUGCAUUUUGGAGACAUGAAACAACAAGAUUAUGUGAAAAUGGAGUACCAUAAAUUCCCAGAAAACACAUUUUGCACAGGUGCCACAUUUGUUGCAAAACCUGGAGGUACAGAAGAAGAUGAUGGUUGGGUGAUCACAUUUGUACAUGAUGAACACUUAAAUAUGUCUCGGGCUGUCAUAGUAGAUGCAAGGAACUUUACGAGUGAGCCAGUUGCGAUUAUCGCAUUGCCAAGUCGAGUGCCGUAUGGUUUUCAUGGAGCUUUCAUUUCAAUAACCUUGUAAUCGAUGCUAGUAAAUAUUCAUUGAUGGAUGCACUGUCUGUAUACUAAGGUAGAUAUUAUUAUUCUUUUUAAGAAAUUUAGAAGGAAAUAAUAAGGAUAAGCAAAUACUUAGGGGGAUCAAGGGAUGUGACUCACAAUCAA
This is a messenger RNA of Helianthus annuus (common sunflower), 2009 nucleotides long. Its product is annotated as carotenoid 9,10(9',10')-cleavage dioxygenase 1. Gene Ontology annotation, molecular function: carotenoid dioxygenase activity. Gene Ontology annotation, biological process: carotene catabolic process. Bases 103 to 1869 code for a protein of 588 amino acids. Lineage: Eukaryota; Viridiplantae; Streptophyta; Magnoliopsida; Asterales; Asteraceae. The transcript has 11 exons. The record is from RefSeq and is a predicted model, not a curated record. Gene Ontology annotation, cellular component: chloroplast stroma.